AUUUUCCUAGCUCAAUGUUUAACAGCAAAUGGAGACGGUUCUCCACAGAGUUCGACCUUAAUAAAACUGAAAGCUUAUGGAGUAAUACACAUGAUAGCCUUGACGGGAUCUUCGGAGAUAACCUCAUGCCACCUAAACCUAAGAAAAUAUUUAUAAAUCCCAAAAUUAUCCGGAACAAAGAUCUCCUGCAGUACAAUAAUAAAAUCAAAGAGAAGGUAAAAUAAACAAAGAAAGGAUAUCAAACUUCACGACCGAAAAACAUUAGAAGCCAAAAACUCUAGAAUGAAAAAGCUCAUUAGAAAGUACAAAACAAAUCGAGAGAGAACUGAACAGAGGGCUUUUAAGAAGGAAAAUGAACUUUCAUUAAGUAUCGAGGGAAAGAAACCGACAAAUCAGUUCAGGUCGUUCAACAUCCAAUCGAUAAAUUCUAUUAAUACUCUUGAACCCAAGUAUUUAAAGAACAAGUCCUUUGGAAUGUUCACUACUAAGAAUAAAUAAGUCUGUGAGGUUUAAGCUGCAUAAUCCUGAUCCAAACCCUCAACAUGUAAGAUUGAGCAAGAAGAUGGAGAAUUUUAAAGGUGCUAGAACUUCAAUUAAGCCAUCUCAGGUCACAAUCCAGGCAUUUACUAAGAACCAGGGGCUAAACCAGGAUUUAGUUUUCCAACAGCAGCAGAUUAAGAGAAAGAAUGAAGAUCUGAAUUAUUUUAGACAUGCAGGCACUGCAAACAAAAAAGGCUCUACCUCUUCCUUUGCAGAUGAAGAUGUAGAUCCGAUCUCUGUGAAGAUGAACUCAAUUUUUAGAAAGGUUAACCAAGUAAGCCCUCACAUGCCCACUGAUGCCAAAGAUCUUGGUUUGAAUGAAUUUGGGUUAAAGACAACUCCUUUCUUCAAACUAAAAAUGGAUGAAUCAUUCCAGGAAGCUCUUAAGAGCAAUAAAGCUUCAAAAGAACAGAACAUGAUCUAUAAAGACUCUCUCCAAUCAAGAAGAAGUUCAGAAGAAAGUGACUUGUUUAAUAAAUUAUCUGAGAAACUUCAGAUGCCUCAUCCUACAUUAAAGUCUAAGAUGACAGCAAAGGCACUCAGAAUGAGCUCCUUUGAUAAAGACUUUAAGAAGGUAAUCAAUGGCAUAAUUAAGGUUAAUGACAAGAGGAUUAACUCCCAUUUAAAGAGCUUAAAGGUAACCAAAGGUAUGUUUUCUAAUACCUCGCACAAUAAGGGAAGAAUCCGUCUUCUCCACAAAGAUAAAUAGUCGUCUUCAGCAAAA
Molecule: messenger RNA, 1264 nt
Organism: Moneuplotes crassus
Lineage: Eukaryota; Ciliophora; Spirotrichea; Euplotida; Euplotidae
Source: the annotation of a GenBank genome assembly